GAACCUGCGAACAAUGAUUGUACAUACAAAUACUAUCGGAGGUCCCAAAACGGAGAUCGGUUCCCGUUGGGGGACCUGCCGGAUCUGUGUACUGAUAUACCCCACUGCCACCACCCCCAACAAAUACAUAUCUUUAUUUUGUAGUUACUGGCUUGUCGAUUCGGCAUGGAACUCAAGCCAUGUUGGGUGACUCGAUCGAGCUGCUAGAUGCCGAUGCAUUACAGGUUGUCGGCUUGCUCUGGCAACCCUCUUUAUCCGGCAUCAGAGAACUCUUCAAUGGUGACAGAGAGAAUAAGCUCGGCCACGAAGCUUACUGCGACUACUUUCGACGUCAAUGGCACAUCCUUGCUCUCUAUGGUGACGAGCAACAUGCUGGGUCGAGUUCGCCCCAGGCCAUUACUCGCUUAAUGGCACAUAUCCAGAACGGACAAACCCGAGAGGAAUUGAUGCAUCCCCUGCAAGAGGCCGGUGUAGAAGAAGAGGCGUGUGAACGAUCUCUCAACCUUGCAGUCCGGCUUCUCGUCAUGAUGCGGUUCGGGAUCGCCAAACACCAAGUCUCACCACGGCGCUUUCUACGAUGGGAGCAAGGGACACUCCAGGCUUUUAUUCAUGUGUUGUUCGAGGAGGUUCCAAAGCUCAGCUGCGAACAAGUUAGACUCCCAAAGUCGUUCGAUGCGUGGUCGAUUGCGAACAUUGCCGGCAUCGAGAUCGCCUUCACCGACAACAUAGCCGACCACCUCCUGCUUGUCGACGACGAUACCAGGUUACUCAUUUUUCACCAUGCCUCGUUUCUCGAGUACCAUCGCAGCAAGACCUCCCUCUUCCCAGGCGACUUAGUCAACGAGACUCUACGCACGCUGGCUCUCCUAUUCCCUCAAGCAGAGUUCAGCAACCAACGACGGACCCGCACUCCGCGGCGGAGAUGGCUCCAGAGCCUGCGAGUGAAGCACCGGGAGACCGAGCACACCGUCAUCGACCCUCGCCUGGCUCUCUGUGGAACACCCCAAGGCGAAGACCGACAAAUUGAGCGCUUCCGCUUCUGGCGGGACCGCCUCGUCAUCCUAAAGCAAGCAUACGACGAUGCGACGCCCCAGACUCUCGGCCAGUGGUGGCACGACAGACGGAAUGGUGUUCAGUGGUAUACCUUUUGGGUGGCAGUGUUGGUUUUGGUUAUCACGACAUUUCUGAGUGUGGUGCAGGCUAUUGAAGGGGCGCUGCAGGUUUACAAGGCGUAUCGCCCUACUGAAUGAUUUCCGGACUGAAUUUGUGAGCUUUACUAUCAGGUACUGGGUCUCACGGAAGUUAUGCUGCGGCUUGAGGUUGUCACAAAACUAACCCGGCUCGCUGGGGCUCCCUCUAGUGAGCUGUCCGGCAAUGUCGGGGCAUUCUCAUGGAACCUUGAGUGGUUUAUACGCACAUAUAAUUACCGUCUUCAGAGCGUUAUUGAGGCACCUCGCGAGUAAAGGCCAGUAACCAACACUGUCUUGC
Chaetomium fimeti is the source of this 1488-nucleotide messenger RNA. RefSeq lists its product as uncharacterized. The record is from RefSeq and is a predicted model, not a curated record. NCBI's taxonomy places the organism in Eukaryota, Fungi, Ascomycota, Sordariomycetes, Sordariales, Chaetomiaceae. The transcript has 2 exons. Bases 180 to 1250 code for a protein of 356 amino acids.